Messenger RNA from Amborella trichopoda, 1397 nucleotides. The record is from RefSeq and is a predicted model, not a curated record. NCBI's taxonomy places the organism in Eukaryota, Viridiplantae, Streptophyta, Magnoliopsida, Amborellales, Amborellaceae.
CUAUAAAGACAUAACACAAGCUCUUUAGUGCAGGAAUCAAAGCUCUUUCUCUCUCUUAGAAAUGGGUUUCUCUCUCACCAAGUCUGAGGUCACAUAUGUGAGGCCUUCUCAGCCUACUCCUCUUAGUCUUCUUGAGCUCUCAGUGCUUGAUACUAGCCCUGCUCUGAGAAACAUGGUGAAAACUAUUCAUGUGUACGAAAAAGGAGGCGAAAUGGCCGCCAAGAUCAUAAAAGAAGCCUUAUCGGAGGCCCUUGUGUACUAUUAUCCUCUGGCUGGAAGAUUGAAGGAUUCUAGUGAUGGAAAGCUUUUAGUUGAUUGCAGCGGAGAAGGCAUCGGUUUUAUAGAAGCGGAGGCGGAGUGCAGGCUCGAGGACCUGAAUUUCUUCGACGGCGAUCAAGCAAUCCCGAAAGAACAGUUGCUGUAUGGAUCUAAGAAUCGGGUAGGAGAAGAGGACCCCUUGCUGGUGAUACAGGUGACCAAGUUCACAUGCGGUGGCUUCGUGAUGGGCCUUGAUUUCUGCCAUACCAUCUGCGAUGGCUUCAGCUCGGCACGCUUCACAAGCACAGUCGCAGAGCUAGCACGUGGUGUGCCCCAUCCAAGUAUCCUGCCAGUAUGGGCCCGUGAAUCCCUAAGGCCCAAACAAAGGCCAUCAAGCAACAACCUAGGCCCACAAGCCGUUCCCCCGCCGCCCCCCGACCCCCCCCCCCAAGACUCCGGCCUCCGCGAGGUCUGUGUCGAUAUUCCGAUAGAAACUAUAGAAAGGCUAAAGCAAAAAUACAUACAGAGCACCGGAGUACCGUGCACCACGUUCGAAGCCAUAGCAGCACAAGUGUGGAGAUACAGAGCACGUGCGAUAGGCAUGAAAGAAAAUGAAGUUGCUGAGCUUGUGUUCCUUGCCAACAUUCGCCCCUUUAUAAAGCCACCCUUGCCUGAGGGCUUCUAUGGAAAUUGCUUUUUUCCUGUGGACAUGUCGGUAAAUGGGGCGACACUCGCACGUGCGGGACUAGACGAUGCCGUGAACUGGAUCAAAGGAGGGAAGGCGAGGCUGCCUGAUGACGUGGCACGGUGGAUGGAGGGCCACGUGGAUGCACUUAUACCGAAGGAUCUUACUUAUCAGACGUUGUUUGUGGUUGAGUGGAGCCGGCUGGGGUUCGAAAACAUUGACUUCGGCUGGGGCCCGCCCGUCCACGUGGCACCUGUUCCUUACUCCCAUGUCAUCCCAGCGUGCAUCUUCGCUUUUCCACGUGUCCCCAAUAAGGGUGUACGGUUGAUGACAUGGUGCGUUAGAGGGGACCACCACGAGGCCUUUGCCAAGUUGAUGAGGAGCUUAGCCAAUGAUUGAGAGAGAAUGGCAAAUAAAUCAACCAAUGUUUGAGAUUGGAUUCAUUUAUCUUAUG